This is a messenger RNA of Colletotrichum graminicola M1.001, 1071 nucleotides long. Its product is annotated as NAD dependent epimerase/dehydratase. The coding region runs from base 1 to 1071 and encodes 356 amino acids. The record is from RefSeq and is a predicted model, not a curated record. Gene Ontology annotation, molecular function: oxidoreductase activity, acting on the CH-OH group of donors, NAD or NADP as acceptor. The transcript has a single exon. Lineage: Eukaryota; Fungi; Ascomycota; Sordariomycetes; Glomerellales; Glomerellaceae.
AUGCCCCAACGCGUCCUCGUCACCGGCGCAAACGGCUUCAUAGCCCAGCACAUCCUCGGCCAGUUUCUCGCGGCCGGCCACUCUGUCCGCGCCGUCGUCCGCAGCGAGUCCUCUGCCUCCAAGGUCCGCAAGACCUUUUCUUCCUACCUCGCCUCGUCCCAGCUGGACAUCGCCUUGGUGCCGGACAUAACGGCCCCGGGCGCCUUCGACGCGGCGCUCGCCUCUGACCCGCCGUUCGAGACUGUGCUGCACACCGCCUCGCCCUUCGACUUCCGCAAGGGCAACUCCAGCGCCGACUUCCUCGGCCCCGCCAUCCGGGGCACGACGGAGAUCCUCCAUGGCGUCCGCCGCGCCGCGCCGGCCGUCAAGAGGGUCGUCGUGACCAGUUCCAUGGCCGCCAUGAUCGACAUCUCCCGGCCGCCCGUGUCCGACCCGCCAAAGAUCUACGGCGACCGGGACUGGUUCGAGGUCUCGGAGCGGGACGCCGAGACAUCCGAGAACCCGCACCUGCCGUACGUGGCGAGCAAGGCGCUCGCCGAGAAGGCUGCCUGGGCCUUCGUUGAGGAGGAGAAGCCGGCAUUCGACCUGGUGACCAUCAACCCGCCCAUGGUGUACGGGCCGCUGCUGGACACCUCGGAGCUCGAGUCCCCGCUGGGCCUGAACCAGAGCAACUACGGGCUCUACGAGACGUUCUUCGCGCCGGGGCUGACGGCGACGUCGCCGGUCCCGCCCGCGUUCCUGCACCUGUACGUUGACGUGCGGGACGUGGCGCGCGCCCACUUUCUCGCGGCGACGAAGCCCGCGGCGGGGGGUCGCAGGUUCGUCGUCAGCCCCGGGGGCGUGUCUAACCAGACGAUCGCCAACGUGGUGCGGGAGAGGCUCCCGGAGCUGGAGGGCCGGAUCCCGAAGGGCGAUCCGACGCAGACGGCGCUCCCGAAGGGGAUUUACGGCGCGGACGGGUCGUUGGCGGAGAAGGUGCUCGGUCUGGAGUACACGAAGCUGGAGGAUACGUUUGGGGAUAUUGCGACGCAGAUUGCCGAGCUGGAGAAGCGUGCGGAAAAGGCUGCGUGA